Molecule: messenger RNA, 3438 nt
Organism: Fusarium redolens
Lineage: Eukaryota; Fungi; Ascomycota; Sordariomycetes; Hypocreales; Nectriaceae
Exons: 7
Coding region: 1-3375 (1124 amino acids)
Biological process (GO): secondary metabolite biosynthetic process; transmembrane transport
Molecular function (GO): transmembrane transporter activity; oxidoreductase activity, acting on CH-OH group of donors; flavin adenine dinucleotide binding
Source: RefSeq, a predicted model, not a curated record
AUGCAUGUCCUUCCUGUCUUGUGUUCCCUUCUUGUGUCAGCACUUGCUGAAGACGUACCCCCUCAGUUCGAUGACGGGCAGCUCACUGGCAAUGGCUUUGGUAUACCCGGUAUCAAUGCCACCUAUGACUAUGUCAUCGUUGGUGGUGGGACAGCAGGCGCUCUCGCAGCGGCGCGUCUAACUGAGCAUAGCAACGCUACAGUUGCUUUAGUUGAGGCGGGAGGUUUUUAUGAACUGAGUAACGGCAACGUCAGUCAGUUGCCAUUCAGGAUCAAUGACUGGAAAGGUUCUGGUGGUCCAUCAAGUUGGCAACCGCUCAUUGAUUGGGGCUACUUUACUCAACCUCAAAACAAUGGAAAGAAGAUUCACUAUGCACAGGGUAGAACCUUUGGCGGCAGCAGUGCCAGAAACCUGAUGAUGUUCAACCGCCCUACCAAAGGAGCUUACAAGCACUGGGCUGAAAAGGUCGGCGAUGAUGCCUACACAUGGGAGAAUAUGCUCAAGUUCAACCAGAGAACUAUGAAGUUCUCAGACAACAGCCAGCAUCGUCCUCAGAAUGCAACGCCCCUGUAUGACACUGCCGCUUUCUCAAAGGAAGGGGGCCCUCUACACCUCACCUUUCCAGGCUAUGUCUUUCCAGUCUCGUGGGAUGCCAUCAAAGCUUUUGAAGCACUGGGAUUCAAAGAGAUUCCGAGCUUCACUGCUGGUGUCUUGCAAGGCUGGGGUUGGUGGCAAUUCUCCAUCAACCCUGAGACUGGCCUCCGUGAUUCUUCUGAGAGUUCAUUUCUGCAGCAAAGUCUUGGCCGUCCAGGUCUGACAACAUACAUCAAUACCAUGGCUCGCAAGAUUCUAUUCUCCGGUACCAAGGCCAUCGGUGUCACCGUUGAUAACUAUGGCCAGCAAUCCUUCAAUCUAACAGCCCGAAAGGAAGUCAUCGUUGCUGCCGGGCUCUGGAGCAGUCCUCAAUUACUCAUGGUUUCUGGCAUCGGGCCUGAAGAGACACUCAAGAAGUUUGACAUCCCAGUUUUGUCAAAUUUACAGGGAGUCGGCCAGGGCACCCAUGAUUCAGCUGCUGUUCAUGGGCCUAUCUGGGAGAUUGAAGGCAUUUCAACGGGUGGUUGGAAACAACCAUCCAAGAUGAGAGAGGCCAUCACUGAGUUCAACCAACACAAGCAGGGACCUCUGACCAACGGAGGCGUUGACGUUGGGGCAUUUGAGAAGGUUCCUCUGGCAAAUCUUAGCAAGAGAGCCCAAGAGGACCUUGCUCAAUACCCAGAAGACUGGCCUGAAGUAGAAUUCAUCAUGCAAAUGGUAGAUCCUCCAGCCGGCGCAACAGGAAAGAACUAUGCCGCCAUGACUAUCAGAAUGGUUGGGACUGUGAGCCGUGGCAACAUGACCAUCUCAUCUGCGAGCAACCUUGACCCUCCCAUAAUUGAUCCAAACUGGCUACGCGCAGACACAGACAAAGAGGUUGCUCUUUACGCCCUCAGGAGAGCUCGUCAGCUUUGGGAGCAUAUUCCUUCUCGCAUCGGAAAAGAGAUAUACCCUGGUGCCAAUAUCACUAGUGAUGAGCAUUUACUGGAUCUAACAUACGACAACCUGGAUCCUACCCAUCACGGCACUGCUUCUUGUAACAUGGGGAAAGCUGGUGACUCGUCAGCAGUGGUUGACUCCAAAGGUCGCGUUUUUGGCAUUAAGAACUUACGCAUUAUCGAUUCUUCUACAAUGCCACUAACACCACCUGGACAUACAAUGGGUCCGACGUAUGGCAAUGCUGAGAAAUUGGUACAAGAUAUCUUGAAUGCCUAUCAUGGUUUAGAGUACCAGACCCGAUUAGUGGAUGUGCAGGGUGGACGGCCGUGCAAAGUUCCACGCAUAUACACCGCCAUUUACUCCACAUUAUUGCAACAUGUUCGUGCAGCUAUCGCAACACAAGAUCGGCACCUAAAAGGCAACCUUAUGGCAGAAUCAGAGAAGCAGGAACGGUCUCAAGAUGGACCCAUUCUACGAAGCAGUUUUCAGCAAGACGAAAACUCUGCUGAACAAGCUUCUCAUUCAACUGACCAGACCGUGUCAGAUAUGGCGAUUGGUGAUGAUCAUAGGAAGAAGCUAGGCGUGCUUUGGGGUUCAGCAUUGUUGCAGCUCCCACUUUGGGGCUUCAACCUCAGUUACGGUAUCUUUGAAGAGUACUGGACAAGCAACUGGACUCUCGACGGUGAUCUCUCUAUCACUGGCACAGUUGGCACUACCUCUAACGGUGUCAUGUAUAUCUCCAUGCCGUUCCUGUUUGCCAUAUUCACCCGCUACUGGGCCCAUCACCGGCUCAAAGCAGAGCUUGUAGGCCUUGUCAUAGCAUUCCUCGGGUUCAUACUCUCCUCUUUCAGUACCCAUGUGUGGCAUCUCAUGGUGACACAAGGCGUCAUGGCUGCUUUUGGGUGUACCCUCGUUUAUAGUCCAGCAACAUGUUCCCUCGGUGAGUGGUACGCCACUGGCAACCGAGCCAUUGCAUAUGGUAUCAUUCUAUCCUGUAGAAAUAUUGUUGGUUCGGCCUGUCCUUUUCUUCUCCGGUAUCUUCUCGAUCAAUACGGCUUUCGGUGGACAAUUCGCAUAUGGGCCUUCAUCUUGGCUGGUUCAGGUCUUCUGUCCAUUUUUCUCGUGCCAACUCAUCCCUCGAAGCUUUUGGCUCGAGAGGGAAAACCUCCUCGCAUACCAUGGACAUUCUUGAAGCACCGUGGCAUUUACACCUACUUCAUUGCAGUUAUGGUCCAAAGUUCGGGAUACUGUCUGCCGCAGACAUAUCUCCCAACGUUUGCCCGAGAGUUCAACGGUGCCAGUCAAGCAAUUUCUACUCUCUUGCUUACAUUGCACAAUAUUCCAGGCAUCCUCUCGUGCUUCUUCUUUGGUUGGCUUACUGACAAUAAGUACCAUCAAUUCUCAGCUACUACUAUUACCUGCCUCUCAGCAUUCGCAUCGUCUGCCUCUGUGCUCUUGCUUUGGGGUUUAUCUGUGGACGGAAGCCCUGCCCUUACUCUCGUAUUUGCUAUCGUCUUUGGCUUCUUUGCUGGUGGUUACAGUGCGACAUGGGGAGGCAUUACCAAGGAGCUAGAAGGUGAGGCAGAGGAACACAAUGAGACUAUUGACUCUAGUCUUACAUAUGGACUCCUCAACGGAGCUCGAGGCAUUGGGUUCGUAAGUGGUGGCCUUGUGAGCAUCCCACUACUGAGUGCUGGGGAUACAGGAUGGGGAGGAAGAUUUGGCUACGGAACCAAGUAUGGCCCGCUCAUGGUGUUUACUGGUAUUGCGGUUGCUUUUGGUGGCCUGGGAUUGAUACGGACUGCGAGAGUGCUAUCGAACAAGUCUUCAACAUCGGGUUAAGUCUAGGACUGCAUGUUCAGUAUACUGAGUGGAUAUUGUAGUAACCAACAAUUUAUCGUGCAU